Molecule: messenger RNA, 9277 nt
Organism: Artibeus jamaicensis (Jamaican fruit-eating bat)
Lineage: Eukaryota; Metazoa; Chordata; Mammalia; Chiroptera; Phyllostomidae
Gene: ARHGEF12
Product: Rho guanine nucleotide exchange factor 12
Exons: 40
Coding region: 732-5324 (1530 amino acids)
Biological process (GO): Rho protein signal transduction; G protein-coupled receptor signaling pathway
Cellular component (GO): cytoplasm
Molecular function (GO): guanyl-nucleotide exchange factor activity; GTPase activator activity; G protein-coupled receptor binding
Source: RefSeq, a predicted model, not a curated record
UGCCUACAGGCUUGACUAGGAGGAGCCGUAGCCACUACUGCAGACUGCGGAAGUUUCCAAACGGUGUUUAGUAGACUGCAGCGCUGACCGGCCAGGUUCUUGUCACUACUUGGUGCAAGGCUCCCUAUUCCCAGAAUCCCCGCUAGUCCCAGAGUACGAAGCCUGGUGGGGGUGACAAGGAAGACUACAGGAAUCUCCUGGCCUGCGGACAUGGAGCCGCGUGAUCCUGGCGCAGCACAACCCGAGAAGCGGCGGAGGCUACGGCCACGAGUGCCCGCCAGCCCCAGAUAGAGGAGGCGAGAGGGCCAGGUUCUGUGGCAGCGGGAACUGGCAGGCCCUCAAGACCCCAGAGGAGGAGCUACGCCAAACCCGGAGCUGAUCCUGUUCUAACUCCACAGGGAUUCCUGGGCCCACUUCCCUGCGGCUGUCCCACUGCCUCCGUGAGGAAGUUUUCUCCUGGAGCUUUCUUGAGGAUUUAUCUCUAUCUGUAGAACUUGGCUUCUGGCAGGCCUCCUCAGUUUGUUUUGAGAGAUAACUUGUUUUGCUUCAACCCGAAUCCCCUUUCCCGGACCCCUUUUAACCGGAUGUUCUAGAUGACUGAAUGGAGUUUUGAGUUGGACUUUUUUGCCCCUUCCGGAGUCGGGCCUGGUCCCAGAGCUUUGUGGGUAGGGUGGAGGUGUUACUGUAAAAUGCAAGUUGGAUGAAAGGAGGACCUUUUGCCAAGGGCCCCGAUGAGUGGCACGCAGUCUACUAUCACCGACAGGUUUCCCCUCAAAAAACCUAUAAGGCAUGGAAGUAUUUUGAACCGGGAGUCACCAACAGAUAAGCAGAAAGUUGAGCGCAGUGUAUCACAUGAUUUUGACCCUACAGAUAGCUCCUCCAAGAAGACAAAGUCUAGUUCAGAGGAGAGUAGAUCCGAGAUAUAUGGUCUCGUUCAGCGUUGUGUGAUCAUCCAGAAGGAUGACAAUGGAUUUGGGCUGACGGUCAGUGGAGACAAUCCAGUCUUCGUACAGUCUGUCAAAGAAGAUGGAGCAGCCAUGCGGGCUGGAGUACAGACAGGUGAUCGAAUCAUCAAGGUGAAUGGAACACUGGUGACUCAUUCAAAUCAUUUGGAGGUGGUAAAGUUAAUCAAAUCUGGUUCCUAUGUAGCUCUCACUGUUCAGGGACGCCCACCUGGGUCAACCCAAAUUCCACUUUCUGAUUCUGAAGUAGAGCCAUUGGUCAUUGGACAUAUGUCUCCCAUUAUGACAUCCCCUCAUUCACCUGGAACAUCUGGGAAUAUGGAGAGAAUUACCAGUCCUGUGCUCAUGGAGGAGGAAAACAAUGUGGUUCAUAACCAAAAAGUAGAAAUUUUGAGAAAAAUGUUACAGAAAGAACAGGAACGGCUACAGGUACUAAACUAUAGGGAAGGACUGUUUGCAGGCCAAAUUUUAUUACAGGAAGAUUACAACCGAACACCUGCCCAAAGGUUGCUAAAACAGAUUCAAGAGGCCAAGAAACACAUUCCUCAGCUGCAAGAGCAGUUAUCCAAAGCCACAGGUUCUGCUCAGGAUGGAGCUGUAAUUACUUCCUCCAAGCCGUUAGGUGACACACUAAUAGUCAGUGAGUUAGAGGCAGAUCCUGGUGAUGGAAUAGGCAAAAUUGACUAUGGCGGCGGAGAUGUUUCUUGGCCCAGGAGUGACAAUGCAAAUGACACUCAAUCACUUACUGGAAGUCCCUCAACCCAUGCAGCACCUCAUAUUAUUGGAGCAGAGGAUGAUGAUUUUGGUACUGAACAUGAACAGGUCAAUGGGCAGUGCAGCUGUUUCCAGAGCAUUGAACUGCUAAAAUCUCGCCCUGCUCACUUAGCUGUUUUUUUACAUCAUGUAAUUUCACAGUUUGACCCUGCAACAUUGCUUUGUUACCUCUAUUCAGACCUUUAUAAACAAACCAAUUCUAAGGAGACUCGUCGUGUCUUCCUUGAGUUUCAUCAAUUCUUCCUGGAUCGAUCUGCACAUCUGAAAGUUUCUGUUCCUGAUGAAAUAUCAGUAGAUCUAGAGAAAAGACGACCUGAACUUAUUCCUGAGGAUCUUCAUCGCUACUAUAUUCAAACUAUGCAAGAAAGAGUCCACCCAGAAAUUCAGAGGCAUUUAGAAGAUUUUCGGCAGAAACGGAGCAUGGGGCUGACCUUGGCUGAAAGCGAAUUGGCUAAACUUGAUGUAGAGCAAGACAAGGACCGGGUAACUUUGGAGAAGGAACGGGCAUGUGCAGAACAGGUUGUUGCCAAAAUUGAAGAAGUGUUGAUGACUGCUCAGGCUAUAGAAGAAGAUAAAAGUUCAACAAUGCAGUAUGUUAUUUUCAUGUACAUGAAGCAUUUGGGAGUAAAAGUGAAAGAACCUCGAAAUUUGGAGCAUAAACGGGGUCGGAUUGGAUUCCUUCCAAAAAUCAAACAAACUAUGAAGAAAGAUAGGGAAGGUGAAGAGAAAGGGAAGCGAAGAGGAUUCUCCAGCAUCCUGGGACCCCCAAGGAGGCCAAGCCGUCAUGACAACAGUGCAAUUGGCAGAGCCAUGGAACUACAGAAGCAGCGUCACCCUAAGCAUUUAUCCAUACCCUCAUCUGUGAGUCCUGAGCUUCAGGACUCUGCUAAGUUUCGCCAGAGUGGGUUAGCAAGUGAAGGAUCAGACACUGGAUACCUGCCAGCCAAUUCCAUGUCUUCUAUGGCUUCAGUGGCCACUCUUUUCCAGGAAGGAGGGAAAGAGAAUGAUACGGGAUCAAAGCAAGUUGGAGAAACAUCAUUAUCUGGAGACUCCUUGGAUGGCACACCUCGUACUUCUAAUAUCAUCUUUGAUUUCCUGCUUCCUCCAUUAGAUCAGGUGCAAGAGGAGGAAUGGGAAAUAGAAAGGAUACCUGAACAUGGGACACCAAAGCCCUUUCGAAAGUUUGACAACAUAGGUUUUGGAGAAAGUCAAAGUGAAGAUGAACUGUUUGAAAAUGACUUAGAGACAGAUCCACCCAACUGGCAACAGCUCGUUAGUCGAGAAGUAUUAUUGGGACUAAAGCCUUGUGAAAUCAAAAGACAGGAAGUAAUUAAUGAAUUGUUUUAUACUGAAAGAGCUCAUGUUCGAACACUAAAGGUCCUUGAUCAGUUGUUCUAUCAGCGAGUGUCCAGAGAAGGAAUUCUGUCACCUUCAGAGCUACGGAAAAUUUUUUCAAACUUAGAAGAUAUUCUUCAACUUCACAUUGGGUUGAAUGAGCAAAUGAAAGCUGUUCGAAAGAGGAAUGAGUCCUCUGUUAUUGACCAAAUUGGGGAAGAUUUGCUGACCUGGUUUAGUGGACCAGGGGAGGAGAAGUUGAAACAUGCUGCUGCUACCUUUUGCAGUAACCAACCUUUUGCCCUGGAAAUGAUCAAAUCUCGUCAGAAAAAGGAUUCUCGGUUUCAUACUUUUGUGCAAGAUGCUGAAAGUAAUCCACUCUGUCGUCGUCUGCAGCUGAAGGAUAUCAUUCCUACCCAAAUGCAGAGGCUUACUAAGUACCCUCUUCUAUUGGAUAAUAUUGCCAAAUAUACAGAGUGGCCAACGGAAAGGGAGAAGGUGAAGAAAGCUGCAGAUCAUUGUCGUCAGAUCUUAAAUUAUGUAAAUCAGGCUGUCAAGGAGGCAGAAAACAAGCAGCGUUUAGAAGAUUAUCAGCGCCGCCUUGAUACUUCCAAUCUGAAGUUGUCAGAGUACCCAAAUGUUGAAGAGCUCAGGAAUUUGGAUUUAACAAAAAGGAAGAUGAUUCAUGAAGGGCCAUUGGUUUGGAAGGUGAAUAGAGAUAAAACUAUUGAUCUCUAUACAUUGCUUUUGGAAGACAUGCUGGUAUUGUUACAAAAGCAGGAUGAUAGACUGGUGUUAAGGUGUCAUAGUAAGAUUCUGGCAUCUACAGCUGAUAGCAAACACACAUUUAGCCCUGUCAUUAAGUUGAAUACAGUGUUGGUUCGACAAGUAGCAACAGAUAACAAAGCUUUUUUCGUCAUUUCCAUGUCAGACAAUGGAGCCCAAAUUUAUGAACUGGUGGCACAGACAGUUUCUGAAAAGACUGUCUGGCAGGACCUAAUCUGUCAGAUGGCUACAUCAGUGAAGGAGCAAUCCACAAAGCCAAUUCCAUUGCCACAGUCACCACCUUGCGAAGGAGACAAUGAUGAAGAACCUCCAAAAAUAAAAGUGGAACAUCAUGGCAUUUCAGUAACUUGUCUGCAGAGCACAGACAGAGAUUUGGAAUUAGAGUCUCCCUUAAUAUCAUCAAAAGCUCAACCUCAUUCACUGGAUGCCUCUGGGAAAUCAGAGGUAGAUGAUCUCUUUGUGUCUGAGAGAGAGUUUGCAAAGGAACAGCAUGCAGAUGGGACUGUAAAGGAAGUUGGAAUAAAACAUCCAAUCACAAUUCCAUAUUCACACCUGCCUGUCUCGGAAGGACAGUGGGCAUUGGAUGCACUAAGGAAUUUGGGUUUGUUGAAGCAGUUGCUGGUACAGAAGCUGAAUUUGACUGAGAAGAGCACUCAGGAAGAUUGGCCACAUUUCUCAACAUGCAGGACAGCCUCCCCGGGGGUGCAGAGAGACAGUGAAACCCAGAACUUUGAAAUUAUUAAGGCCUAUCAUCCUGGUGAAACACAGAUGCCCUUUAGAACUGAAACUGGUGACAUUUCAGCUUGUUACAGUCCCCAGGCUUCAACUGACUCUUACAUUGCACGGGAUUCAUUGUUACUGGCAUUCCAAGAUAGCCAGGCAAGUAACAUUUUAGUAUUGGACCACAUGAUUAUGACCCCAGAGAUUACUCCUGCAGAGCCAGAAGGAGGUCUUGAUGAGAGUGGAGAGCACUUUUUUGAUGCCUGUGAAGUACAUAGUGAUGAUAAUCCAUUAGAAGGUGAUGGAGCAGUUAAAACGGAAGAAAAGGAUGCUAAUUUACACAUCUCAGGAAACUAUUUGAUCCUUGAUGGCUACGAAACAGUACAGGAGAGCUCCACAGAUGAGGAGGUCACCUCCUCCCUUCCUCCACAACCCAUGAAAGGCCACCCCUUUGUGGACUCUACCCACCAGCCGCAACAUUCUCUCCAGAAUGCUCUUUCUGAUGGGGCAGUUUCACCAUUCACAACAGAAUUCAUGGUCCAGCAGUGCUGGGGAACUAUAGAAGAUUCCUGUUAUGAGACCCAGAGUGCCUCCACUUGUGCAGAUUCAGAAAGACAGAUCAUGGAGUACAUUCAUAAGAUAGAGGCUGACCUUGAACACUUAAAGAAGGUGGAGGAAAGUUACACCAUUCUUUGGCAAAGGCUGGCUGGAUCAGCCCUCACAGACAACCACUCAGAUAAAAGUUAGAGCUGUGUGUCCUGGAGGUUGUUGGGUUUUGAGCAUCAGCCUUGCAUCAGCACAUCCUGGCUCCAGUGUGGAUGAAAAGAGAGUAUGUGAUGAGAUCUGCCUGUGAAGCCCCUGGGGUUAGUCAUGUCCCAGGGAUCCCAGAAGAGGACUAGUUAUUCACAGUCUGGCAGCUGCAUAACUGUCAGUGAAUAUUCCUUUCUCACUCUGCUUUCCUGUAUCAGAAAUUCAUUUUGAUUCAGAACAAAAACCAAAUGUAUAGUGCUUUGGGUUUAGGAUAUGAAAUUUUAUUUAGACUUAAGAAAAUGAGAAAAUCAGAUGUAUUUAUUUGACUUCAUUCCAUAUUUGAAAGCACAUUUUAAUUUUUAUUUUGCCAUUUUUUAAGUGAGUAAUGAGAGUUGUGGCCCUUUGUAUAUAGUAUACAGAAGGAUCAGUUGCUUCUGAAGCAAAGAGUUCAGGAUGGGGUAUUAGGAGGUUGGGUAAAGAGGGAAAGAAAAGAAGGAAGUGAGAAGGGGAAGGAGGAGCAUCUAGUCUUCUAAACUGGAUCUCAUACCCUCUGCUGUCCAGUAUGCUGCUUCUUAAUGAUUCCCUCAAGGCACUGUACACCUGUGGCUCCUCUGUGCAAAAGACUUGAGCUAUGUGCUACUCAGGUGGGUUUCCUCCCAUCUGAGGCAAACACCUCUUUUCUAGCUGGGAUCAACUUCCAGUUACUAGGAAUCCUCAAUGUACUAAAUACCUGGCACUUGAAAAUAGGUGUUUUUUUCUAUUUUCUUUUCUGUUGAGGGUUGGGAUUUGGGAGGGAGAGGAAACAAAUUUUAUUCUCUUAAGUAUAAAUUUGUUUUUCUGAAUAAUUGUUUCACUGUUAUAAUUAUGCAUCAGACUUCAGCACUUGUGUAAAAUUAUUCCUGAAAAUUGAACAGAAAGUAAAAAAAAAAAAAAAAAAGGAGAUGCUUCAGAUGGUGGCAGUGGUGGGAGUUGCUGAGGAGGGUUUGGAGACUUUGGAAGGUUAUAUAACUGAAUCUCUCCUGAGUUGAACACUGGCUGUCAUUAGCCACAGGCACUGCUGAGUAAAUGGCCAGUAAAAUGUUAGUGUCUGGAGGUCUGACUCUAAUUUUUACACUGAUUGUGCCAAAGGACUCUUUGAGUUAAAUAAGGAAUGAGUGCCAAGAGAGGAGUUGAAAGAUGUGGAGAAGGCAGAGCUACCCAAACCAGCUUCAGAAGCACUUCUUCUGACUUUACUGCUAGUACUUUUUCCACACUGGUGCUUGACUGACCUUAAAAAAUUGCAAAUCAGUACAGACACUGGAUACUGCAAGCAAGGUGUUGGCAACUGCUUGUUCUAGAGUAACUAGUAUAUUGGAAGCUUCCUAUAGAGGAUAAAGGUUUCAGAAUUGUAACUCAAAAACUCCUUCACUUGUUGGUUUUCUCUUAUUUUCGUUAUGCAUUAGGUAUAUAUGUUUUGGAUUAUUUUUGCCAAUUGAAACUAAAUCAUUUGUCAAAUCUUAAAAUUCUGUUAAUAUGCAGUGAGUUAAUCCACUGCUCUUACCUUUCAGUAGAGCCCUGUGAACUUCAUGAGUAGUCACGAUGUAAUGCUAUUCUUCCCUGCAGUCCAAAUAUAUAUACACACACACACACACACACACACACACACACACACACACACACACACUCAUUGCAAGUGGUAAGGAUUCCCAAUUACUCUUAUAAACAGCACUACAGCUUAUAACAAGCUCAUUUAUGUCCAGAUUCCUGUUGCUAUCUUUUCAGAAGUGAUGUCUUUAAGAAAACUGACCAACUUGGACUGUUGGACACUCAUUUAUAAAUUAUAAUUACAUUUUGGUUUGUAGACCCAAGUAUAAAUUAAAUCAGAAUGAGAUUUAAAAACUUUAGAAGCAGAAGCUGUGAACUUGAACUUUAGAAAGUUCAAGUUCAAUGGACUUGAACUUUCUGAUUUCUUAAGCCAGUAGAAACUAAUGGUCACAUUGUGCUGCUAAAAAUAAUGCAGUUGCUCACAAAGGGUUUCACUGUAGCCACUUGACACAAAUACCAUCAGUGGGCAGUUAAUCAGGAAAAAGGUAAAUAUAAAUAGAACUUUCACCUCACCUUCAGACACUACAGGGAAAUUAUGUAAUUCUCUAGCACUCACUUAAGAAGUUUUAUAAGUUAACAAUGUUUUGGUUCCUUUUCUAGCUCAGCAAAUAUCUUGUCCUUAGCAACUAUUUGCAGUUCUUUUCUUGCAGUUUAACCUAUCCUUGGAAUAAUAACAGGGCUAACUAGAAAAUACUUUGACCAUAGCUUUAGUACUUCUAAAGUAAUUUAUAUGUAGAUUUUCUGAUGAAGCCCCAAAAUGAAGUGUAAUUUUGAAAAGAUCCCAUAAUUUCAAGUGUUCUUUUUAUCUUACCAGCUGAACUUCUUCCCUUCUCCUUCCUAGCCUGGCCUCCCACACCUUCCAUUUUAUUUUGGCUGUUAUAAUCAUAUCUAUUUUACUUUGAUAUUAAUAAUGCCUUUCAGGAUGAUGGAAUUCAACCUGUCCUUGAGUGGAAAUGGUUACCAUUAAAGUCAUUUUCAGAGUUACAAGACCAGAUGUUGAAAUCUACUUCCAUUCAGAAGAGCCCAAAGGUAGUGGACAAAGCAACAUUCCCAGAGCAGGAGAGCUGGGGUUUAGCUAUUGUAUUGGGCCUAAUGGCUCCUUUGCUACUAAGCGGCAAAUUACAUUUGAAGUGAGAAGAGAAUACAGAGUUAAUCAUGGCAAAUCAGUAAGUGCUCAGAGUGCUCUAAUUUAAAAUAUUGAUUACUGCCCUUGAAGCUACAUAUUUUACAUACCUUAAUAUCAGCUAACUUGGACUGCUUGAGUUAUCUUGGCUUUUCAAACCUAAAUUAUAACUAUUUAUUAUACUGCAUGUGAGGUAUAUUUCAUAAACUUUGUGGCUUUUUUAUGAAAUAUACUUCCCAUGCAGUAUAAUAAAUAGUUAAAGUUUAGGUAAAAAGGAAAAAAAGUUUUAUUCGAUUUUGAAGAGAGGAGCUAAUUUGACAGUAGAGGGGAAAAGUCUGUCUUUUAUUAUUUUUAGAAGGUAAAGAAAAUAAUAUGCUUUUUUAGGUUAUCUUUUAUUUGUAUACUUUUUUCUUUUUGAUAUUGGUAAAUUUGGUGUAUUACAUGGAGCAUCUGUAUUUCAAACUGGAAACUAUUUUCUCUGAAGGUGGUGUUAUUUAGUACUAUUAUUGGACUAGAGCUUUGGUCAAUAUUUUCUUGCCUGUAUGUCAUAGAAGACAUCAUUGAGAACUGAGUACAGAGGAUCUCAAAAUAGACAAUUAGCAGGACCUUCCAGUUACCUCUCUGCUGGAUUUUUCCUCCUAGUGUUACAAUUUUUGUUUUCUAAAUCAUGUUUUUUCUUGAUUUUUCUACCCCUCUUCAAAGUGGUCUGCAAAAUUGUUUGAACUUUCCUCAAGAAAAGAGUUCCUUUGCUUCAUUUCUUAUGCCUUCCCACUGGUUCUGAUGAUGUUGGUAAUAAAUUGGUAGGAAAAAAAUGUACCUCCUAGAAGGAAGCUCUGUCUGCCAUUUCUAGGGGCCAACACUUAUGCAUGUGUUCUAUAAAAAUAACUGUAAUAUGCACACCGUUGGUUAUUGUUAAUAAGCCUCUUCCUACUAAAACAUUUUAUUUUCCUUGUUCACCAUACAAUCAUGUACUCUUUAACAGAAAUUACUUUUUAAAAAUCUGGAACAACCUUCAAGAAAAAUCUGUAUUAAUAAUCAUGUAUUUUUCACUGAUCACAUUUUGAAAUACCCGAAAGACUUUAUUGUUCUAAUUAUCCAGGUACACCUUUGUAAAAUAACUCUUUUAAGAAUUAGCUGAUAAGGCUGUGUGUUUCUGGAACAAAGUACUGGUCAUCUAAAAACUUUCUCUUGGAUCUGGGAAAAUAAAAAAUUAGAGUUCAAAUAUUAAAUAUGCUUAAAGGAA